This is a messenger RNA of Daucus carota subsp. sativus, 1455 nucleotides long. Its product is annotated as homeobox protein SBH1. The coding region runs from base 387 to 1316 and encodes 309 amino acids. The record is from RefSeq and is a predicted model, not a curated record. The transcript has 4 exons. Gene Ontology annotation, cellular component: nucleus. Gene Ontology annotation, biological process: regulation of transcription by RNA polymerase II. Gene Ontology annotation, molecular function: DNA-binding transcription factor activity, RNA polymerase II-specific; RNA polymerase II cis-regulatory region sequence-specific DNA binding. NCBI's taxonomy places the organism in Eukaryota, Viridiplantae, Streptophyta, Magnoliopsida, Apiales, Apiaceae.
CUACACCAUACCAUCUAAUCUUAUAACAGUGAAUCUUUUGAUGUAUAUAUACACUGUGCACCAUAUUUUGUGCAGAGCUGGGGAGUAGUUAAUUUAUGUUUAAGUCAGAUUCUGUGUAUUAUAAUGAAAAGCCUAGACUAGCAAAGCCCAGAGGAUAUCUAUCUGUCUCACCAGGCUUUUCUGAGAGAGCAACUCCUUUUAUCAUCAUUACAAUAUCUAACUGCUAGUACUCAUAUUAUUGUACUGCACUUGUUUACUGUAGUAUUCUAGGGUUAAAGCCAGUCUUAAUAUAUCUAGAUCUGCCACAAUAACCACCUCUUCAAAACCUAGAAAUUGUUUUAUAUUUAUAUAUUUGGUAAAGAACAUUUUGACAGGAGGGAGAAUCAAUGGAUUUUGGGAGCUCUUCAUGUUUGAUGGGUACUUAUGGAUCAGGAGACAACAACAACCACCAUGAAAUUCUGCAACAUUUUCACCAUGAUCAGCUCAUUGAAGAUCAUAACAAUAACAACCCUAGCAGAAGACAUGGAAACAGCUCUGGGUCUUCUUCUUCAGCAUCUGUAAAAGCAAAGAUCAUGGCUCAUCCUCAUUAUAGCCGUCUCUUUGCGGCUUAUAUUAGUUGCCAGAAGAUAGGAGCACCACCGGAUGUGGUGGCGAGGCUGGAGGAAGCCUACGCAUCGGUGUCGGUGAUGGGUGGUGGAAGCACAAUUGGAGAGGAUCCGGCUUUGGAUCAGUUCAUGGAAGCAUAUUGUGAGAUGUUGAGCAAGUAUGAGCAAGAACUCUCGAAACCCUUCAAGGAGGCCAUGCUCUUUCUCUCCAGAAUUGAAUCUCAGUUCAAAGCUCUCACCAUUUCUUCCUCAGAUUCUGCGUUUGAGGCCAUGGAUAGAAAUGGGGGGUCAUCAGAAGAGGAUGCUGACACAGAAAACAACCCCGUAGAUCCACAAGCAGAAGACCAGGAAUUAAAGGGCCAGCUUCUCCGCAAAUACAGUGGAUAUUUAGGAAAUCUUAAGCAAGAGUUUAUGAAGAAAAGAAAGAAAGGAAAGCUGCCUAAAGAAGCCCGGCAACAAUUGCUGGAGUGGUGGAGCCGGCAUUACAAAUGGCCUUAUCCAUCGGAACAGCAGAAGAUAGCACUGGCUGAAUCAACUGGUUUAGACCAGAAACAGAUAAACAACUGGUUCAUAAACCAGAGGAAGCGACACUGGAAGCCGUCGGAAGACAUGCAAUUCAUGGUGAUGGAUGCUGCACGUCCCCACUACAAUUACAUGGACAAUGUCGUGGCAAAUCCUUUUCCAAUGGAUAUAGCUCCUCCAUUUAUCUGAAGAACUGGUAACAUGUACUAUUAUGCGAAAAUGUAAUUUAAUCAAUAAAUGUUGUUGAGAAUGACGGAGAAUUCAUGAACUUGGUCCCUUUGUUUGUACUAAUUAUACUAAUAUAAUGACUAUUAAUUGUUUUGUUCGA